AUGUACAUUUUUGGAACUUUGAAGUCAAAGGAGAUUCUGGGGAUUGUAGCUGGGCAGGAAUUGCCUCGUCGCGGCCGAUGCUCGCAUUAUGGGAAGAGCUAUCGGUGGUUUAGGUUUUCUUGUUGUCUCAAGGUUUUCCCUUGCGAUAGAUGCCAUGACGCUGCGACUGACCAUCCAAAUGAACAUGCCAACCGCAUGAUCUGUGGCUUUUGCUCCCGCGAACAGAUCUACCGCCCGGAUAGCUGUGGUAUCUGCCACUCGACGCUCGUGGGGAGGGCUGGCAGUGGGUUUUGGGAAGGGGGCAAGGGGACAAGAGACAAGAGACGCAUGAAUCGGAAAGAUCCGAGGAAAUAUAAGCGACAAGGAGGGACUACCACGGGUCCUUCGGCGCAGAAAAAGUGAAGCACUUAAUGUAUGAAAUAUUAUUAUUGAGACACGAUUUGUUCAUAGCUAUGGGUUGGGCGGCACGCAAAGGGUGUAUGAGGAUUCUAUCUGAUGGAAGCUGUCAGCCUGUUGGCAUGUCCAUCAUUCCUCACUGACGACUGUGCUGUCUCCCAUUAUUUGCCCAUCCAUUAUCUUCGCGCAGAUAAGUGAGACACAGACAAGGAGGAAUGGGAGAGGGAAUGCCCCGUGUGUUUCCUAGCUUUGUUAGAUGGCUUCUCUGAAUCAGGGAAAGUGGCCUGAUAUCUUUUUGAGAAUGAGGUGCAAUGGGGGGUUCAAUGAAGAGAACUAUACUCCUUUG
Molecule: messenger RNA, 742 nt
Organism: Histoplasma capsulatum G186AR
Lineage: Eukaryota; Fungi; Ascomycota; Eurotiomycetes; Onygenales; Ajellomycetaceae
Product: CHY zinc finger domain-containing protein
Exons: 5
Coding region: 1-402 (133 amino acids)
Molecular function (GO): zinc ion binding
Source: RefSeq, a predicted model, not a curated record